Molecule: messenger RNA, 656 nt
Organism: Psylliodes chrysocephalus
Lineage: Eukaryota; Metazoa; Arthropoda; Insecta; Coleoptera; Chrysomelidae
Source: the annotation of a GenBank genome assembly
UCCAAAUUAUAAUGAGCAGUUUUUGCUAUCAGGAAAAUACGCCAAAUAUGUGGUCAAGAUGCAGCAAUUACUGUUUACUAUGCUCUAUUUCAAGUCAUUUGACAUACGGGACAAUAUGUUGGGACAAUGCUGCUGACACACAUAUCUCAAGAGUCUUUAUUUUGCAAAAAUCAGCCAUAAGAGCCAUAACACUUGCUUCUUGGCAAGCCAGUUGUAGACCAGUAUUCCCAGAACUUAAAAUUAUGACACUCUAUGCAGUAAUAAUCUAUCAAAACCUUCUAUUCGUAAGAAAUAAUAUUAACACAUUUUUUUCCCACUCAGAUAUCCAUAACUAUAAUACAAGGCACAAAGAUAACUUAGUCCCUAUCCAGUAUAGACUGGAAAGGACAAAGAAAUAUUAUAUUGAGCUAUACAAUAUACUACCACUUAAUUUUACAAAUCAGCCUAUAGAUAAAUUUAAACAUGCAUUAAAACAAAUGUUAUCCAAUAAUUGCCUAUAUAGCUUAGAGGAAUUUAAAUCAAUACAGAUGGAGGAUGGAGGCUGUCACUGUGGCCUCUGAGUGAUUCAGUGAACUAUGUUGUAAAUGUUUGUAAAAUCCAAUUUUAUAUUUAGGUAAAUUUUUAUAUAUAUAUAUAGUUUUAAUUGUAAUUUGACA